Molecule: messenger RNA, 1446 nt
Organism: Saxophila tyrrhenica
Lineage: Eukaryota; Fungi; Ascomycota; Dothideomycetes; Mycosphaerellales; Extremaceae
Gene: BFR2
Product: rRNA-processing protein bfr2
Exons: 2
Coding region: 1-1446 (481 amino acids)
Biological process (GO): maturation of SSU-rRNA from tricistronic rRNA transcript (SSU-rRNA, 5.8S rRNA, LSU-rRNA)
Cellular component (GO): nucleus; nucleolus
Source: RefSeq, a predicted model, not a curated record
AUGGCUCCAGCACCAGGUCGCAAUCGCGCAAACGAUUUCAGGGACCUAACACAAUCAAAUCCUCAAGAUUUUGACCCGGAAGAGGACGACGGACAGGACGGUUUCGACGACAGCGAUGCCAGUUCCGCCGAUGAAGAGGACGUAGACGAGUCACGAGCGCACUACGAGGAUAUUGGGAAGAGCAAGCUUCGCAAACCAAAGACCGCUGCCUUAGGUCCACAGUAUCGCGGAUCCAGGAUUAGCAGGGACGCCGCGCUUGAUGGUGAAGAGGAUGAUGACCCGUUUGGCAGAGGGUUUGAUGAGGAAGAGAGCGACGAAGAAGAUGGCGACGGCCUCGAUGACGCUACCGAGAGCUCGGAGGUUGAAGAAGACGAGAAUGAGGAUGGCACGUCUGAUACGGACAUGAGCGAGGACGAAAUGUCAGCACUCAAAACAGGAGCCAUAAGCUCCAAGGAAGAUCGCGCGGAGCUGUUGAAGGCGGUUUCAAAAGACCAAAAGACUGUGGCCUCGGCGCUGGCGCAGUCUACGAAGGCGGAUGCAGAGAAGGGCAGGGCUGUGAAGAGGCAAAAGGGCGCAUUCGACUCGCUACUGAACUCUCGAAUCAGGCUGCAAAAGGCGCUCGUUGGUGCAAACACCGUUGUUGGACUUCCGGAUGAAGACCUUCAAGCUCAGCUCGGGCAAGCUAAUCAUGCCCUCGAGGCAGCAGAGACGGCUGCCUUCGCCUUCUGGUCCUCACUCAACGACUUUCGCGAGAAGCUGACCGGAGCGCGGACCGGCGAGAAACGCAAAAGAAACGACUUCGGCAACGAUACUCCUACCGAAGACCUCUGGAAACACAUGCAGGCACAGGAGGCCGCACAGCAACCGCACCGCAACGCCACUCUGAACAGAUGGGCAGUGAAGGCUCGAGGCGCCACUGCACUACCAGAACGAGGUGUCAUCAACCGAUCAGCACAGCAAUCAAGUCUCGUCGACGCGCUGCAGGAGCAUCUCUCUAACCGUGACCGCCUUCUUCAGAAAGCACAUACUCCUCGCUCUUGUGCACCGUUGCAACUCGCAAAUGGAGUCACGCAGGACGACAAGAUCUACGACGAUGCUGACUUCUACGGCAUCAUGCUCAAGGAACUCCUGGAGAGGAAGAGCCAAGACUCCGUCGCGGCGUCAAACAUUGACCUGAAUUUCAACCUCAAGCGUGAAGCGAAGGCGAAGAAGAACGUUGACACCAAGGCGAGUAAAGGCAGAAAGCUGAGAUAUACCGUGCAUGAGAAGCUACAGAACUUCAUGGCACCGGAAGAUCGAAGUACGUGGAGCGAGCGUCAGGCGGAUGAGCUGUUCGGGAGUCUGUUUGGUCGGAGGUUAGGCCUGGGCGAGGAGAGGGAGGAAGAGGAAAAGGUUACAGAUGGCGCUGAGGAGAAAGACGCUGGCUUGAUGUUGUUUAGGAGAUGA